Engraulis encrasicolus (European anchovy) is the source of this 1471-nucleotide messenger RNA. RefSeq names its product podocalyxin-like protein 2. The transcript has 2 exons. Lineage: Eukaryota; Metazoa; Chordata; Actinopteri; Clupeiformes; Engraulidae. The record is from RefSeq and is a predicted model, not a curated record. Bases 896 to 1471 code for a protein of 191 amino acids.
GCCGCUCACGGCACGAUGCCGCCAUUUUGUUUUAAAAAAAAUAAAGAAUUUGUUGUCCUAUAGACUGUACACAAGCUUAUAAUGGUCAUACCACACACCGUUCGAAAGCUGAGAACGUCAGCUUUCAUAUGAACCCAUCCUCAAAGAUCAACACUCUCCACACAGCUAACAGUGGGCUAAUCUUCUCUGUGUGUGAUGUCAUCAAAAUUGCAACCGAAAACGGGGUGUACUUACCUUUGAAAAUUUCUCAAUAUUCCCAACGAAUGUUUUAUGGUCCAAGAUUUCUUCUCUGAGUCAUCCAGUGUCCACAAUGUUGGAAUAUCCAGGCCAUUUACUUCAAAUCCUUGUGUUUUUGUGAUAAUCCCAAUGUUUCUUGGCUUCCUGCAUACGUUGUGUAAUUGUAUUUCUUCACUACAAGCGUCUUUGAAGACGAAGGAAUCCACUCCACCGCACGAAAUGCGCAAAACAGUGCCUGAAUGAUGUUCUCGAAGGUCUUAGCUUUUGAUUGACACCACCCACGAGCCAAUCGGAUCCUCCUAUGGAAAGUUACAGGCGAUUGAAGACCAAUAGGGCACUGCUAUUCAAAUCUGACCUCCCGUCUUUACCUCGCCAUUGGCGUAGGACAGUGAGAGUUUCGGGUUUCAUGAGUCACUGAAUAUUAUAGUUGAGAUUCAUAGCUUUCAAACGAGCUAUCACUCGACUGCCUUGGACUUACAGAGAACCACCCACUUGCUGUUUUCGAUGUUUGCGUAAUUGCUCGCGUAAACAGCAAGCUGUAGAGUUUUGAGAGGACGCACGGUUACGCGAGAGAACAGUAGACUUUACACAGACUUCGGAAGACAGCACGGGACAUACAGUUUGCGUACAGUCUUACAGACAGUCUACUGCAUGCAAAAUGUCUGGUAAGAAGGCAACGAGCAAGAAGAAGAAUGUUGCUGGCCCAACUAAGAUGACUGCUCAACAGGCAGCCGAAUGGAUUUUACAAUCCAGCGACGAAGAGUCCGACGCAGGGAGCAUGUCAUCGGUUGACUCUGUGGCAUUUUUGGAAGGACUCGAUCCAGCCUUGGAGAUAUCCUCUGAUGCAGACUGGCUCCCUGAACAGGAGGAGGAGGAGGGGGAGGAGGAGGAGAGCCAGGUGGAGAAAGAGGGGCAGAGAGUUGGUGAGGAGGAAGGAGACGAUCAACCAUCAGCCUCUUCGCCGGCUACCACCAGAGCAAGGAAGAGGAAAGCAGCGCAGCCAUCCAGCGCCACACCUGCCACCAAGAGAGGCAGAGGAAGAGGGAGAGGAAGAGGAAGAGGAAGAGGACAGGGAAGGCGACAGGAGCCAGAGGGAAAUGGUCAGCCAUGGCAGGGGAUGGACGUGGAUGACAUCAUACCACCACAACCAUCAUUCAACCCCGCUCGCGCUCCAGGGCCCCAGGUCGUGGGGGGGUGCAAUACACCAUACUGCAACUCUUCAUGCUCUUCAUGA